This is a messenger RNA of Tigriopus californicus, 1298 nucleotides long. RefSeq names its product nucleoporin Nup37-like (gene Nup37). NCBI's taxonomy places the organism in Eukaryota, Metazoa, Arthropoda, Copepoda, Harpacticoida, Harpacticidae. The record is from RefSeq and is a predicted model, not a curated record. Gene Ontology annotation, molecular function: protein binding. The transcript is spliced from 7 exons. The coding region runs from base 247 to 1248 and encodes 333 amino acids. Gene Ontology annotation, cellular component: nuclear pore outer ring.
AGUUGUUGAUUGUUGUUCAUUAGGUGGUUCAAAAUUGACCGCUCGUGGUUAAGGGCCCAUUCAGGCUAUUCCCUUGGGUCGUGGAUUCAAGUCGAAAGGUGUCGAAAGGGCUGAUCGCUGAAAAUCAGUACCAUUCUGAUCAGGAGGAGGACAACUUUUGUGUAGCCUGUAACAAGCCAUUUGGCAACGAAAAGGCUUGCCUUUCAAAAACCAAUCCAGCUUCCGGCUUCCUCACUUCCGCCUACAAUGACGAGGCGCGCCUCCGGAUUGGGUGCACCGCCUUUGGGCGUCCACGCCACCACCCUGACGGUCCCUUUGGCAGAACGUGUCUUUAGUUUGGCCUUCAAUGACCUGGGCGCCUCGGAAGUGGAUAUGGGAUUGCUGGCAUUGGGUUUACGCACUCGCGUCGUUAUCCUCCAUGUUCGGGAAAGCGAGCCCAAGGCAGAGGGUCCAACCGCCCCCACCCUGACUUGGCACCUCGUGCGAGAGAUCAAUCAUGACGGGCGGAUUCAAAGUUUGGCGUGGUCGCCCAUGAGCUCAAUGCUGGACAAUCGCUUAAUGCUGGCCACCGGGCACAAGGAAGUGCGGAUCUUGUCGCUCGCCGAGGGCGAUGAAGAGGUUCGAUCCCUCAUGGGCCACGCAGAUUACGUCAAUACGAUAGCCUUUCAGCCCGAAUCCGGCGAGCAAAUCGCCUCCGGCAGCGAUGACGGCACGCUCAUUAUGUGGAACACGCUCACCGGCCAACGGAACCAUCUCUUUACCAUGGCCUCACCCGUCAUGGCCGUGGUUUGGAACAAGGCGGAGAUGUCCAAGAUCAUGGCUGCGCAGAAGAAUGGUCAGAUCCACAUUUUCAACGCUGUCACCUACCAUCCCAUUAUGAGCUUUGAUGCGGGUUUGGGACCGUUAUCGGCUGCAGAUUGGAGCAUUCGGAACCCCAUGUUGGUAAGCGCCGCCAUCCGAUCCGUGAUCUACGUGUGGAAUCUCUCUCAAACGUCUCAGCCGAUUUUUAAAAAAUCCCUACUCGAAGAAGGAGUUCGACAUUUGAAGUUUUCCAGCCGUCAAGAUCACCUAUUGGCCAGCUCGGGUCAGCCCAACUACACGGUUUCGGUAACCAAUAUUCGGUCUUCCACCGCCGUAUUUUCUUCCGAAGGGGAACCCGUUGGAGGCUUGGCCUGGCAUCCAUUCUUGGACGUGUUGGCUGUCGGUAAUGACGAGAAGCUGACAUUACGACGGAUUUCUAGUCGUUAACUACCGUACAUGUGGAUCCCCUUUUUAUGAAUAAAUCAUUGUACCCCUGA